Messenger RNA from Daucus carota subsp. sativus, 1112 nucleotides. RefSeq names its product extracellular ribonuclease LE-like. Gene Ontology annotation, cellular component: extracellular region. The record is from RefSeq and is a predicted model, not a curated record. The transcript has 4 exons. NCBI's taxonomy places the organism in Eukaryota, Viridiplantae, Streptophyta, Magnoliopsida, Apiales, Apiaceae. Gene Ontology annotation, molecular function: ribonuclease T2 activity; RNA binding. The coding region runs from base 183 to 863 and encodes 226 amino acids. Gene Ontology annotation, biological process: RNA catabolic process.
UAAGAUCUAGGGGAUUGAGAAAAUAUCUCUGUAAAAUAAAAUACUUCUUCUAUGUUCUAAUUCUGAGAGCCCUGUCUGCAGAUAAGUUACAAGCUAUAUACCCCUGCAUUCAUAUAAAACCUGUAAAGGCUUCAACAGAUCAUUCAAAGAUUAAUACUACAAAUCAAGUUCGAGACAGCGAUAUGAAAGCUAAUAGAUCAGUGUUUAUUACACUAUUGGCAAUGCACUGUCUGUCAGCUGUAGGUGCUGCGCGAAAUCCAGAUUUCUUUUACUUCAUCCAGCAGUGGCCAGGAUCUGUUUUCAACACCAAUCGAAACUCUUGUUACCCAACAACAGGAAAACCUGCAGCAGACUUUGUUAUUGCUGGAGUCCAGCCUUAUUAUAUUGAUGGCUCUUUUCCAUCGAACUGCACUACGAAGAUCCCCUACAAUCACUCUAAGAUCAGGGACCUAAUAAGCAGAAUGCAGAAGAGUUGGCCAUCACUAUCUUGCCCAAGCAACAAUGGCUUCUCACUAUGGUCUCUUGAGUGGAAACAACAUGGCACGUGCUCAGAGUCUGUUCUCGACCAACAUACUUACUUCCAAUAUGCUUUGAACCUCAAGGAUAAAGUGAAGCUCCUCCAAAACCUUCGUAAUGCAGGGAUCAAACCAGAUGGGAAAUUAUAUAGCAUUGAUAGCGUGAUGGAAGCUAUAAGAGCAGAGAUUGGAUACUAUCCUGGGGUGAAAUGCAAUUCUGAUAAAUCUGGACAGAUGCAGCUUCAUCAAAUAUAUAUUUGUGUGGACACUUCAGCAACAAGAUUUAUUGAAUGUCCUGGACUACCAAAUUUCAGAUGCACUUCCACCAUCAAGUUUGCAACCUUCUAGGCUCUAGGCACGAUGUUUAUCUGUGCUUCUUGAGUAUAAGAUCCAUUAUCAUUUAUAAGACAAAACACGGGCACCUCUCACUUAGUUUUGUACUUAUUCGCAGUCUUCAUGCGAAUGCUGCUAUAACUCAUAAAGAAAAAUGGUAGAUGCUAUGAACUUCUAUAUGUUUUGCAUCCGUAAAUGUAUUUUGGUUUCCAUGUUCAUCUUUUAAAUUUUUGAAUGUGUAAAGUGUAUUAAUAAACGAGCCGA